Messenger RNA from Rhopalosiphum padi (bird cherry-oat aphid), 1275 nucleotides. RefSeq lists its product as uncharacterized. NCBI's taxonomy places the organism in Eukaryota, Metazoa, Arthropoda, Insecta, Hemiptera, Aphididae. Gene Ontology annotation, biological process: sensory perception of smell; detection of chemical stimulus involved in sensory perception of smell. Gene Ontology annotation, molecular function: odorant binding; olfactory receptor activity. The record is from RefSeq and is a predicted model, not a curated record. Gene Ontology annotation, cellular component: plasma membrane. The transcript has 6 exons.
AUGGAACCAAGUCCGAUGACCACAUUUGACAAUCAUACUGUCGCCAUUGAUUUGAAAAUUUUGAAGCAAUUCGGUUUUUAUCAAAUGUUUGAUUCAAACACCAAAAAAAUAUUCGGUUGGAAUGUCUACAGAUUUUCUUUUAUAAUAUUAACCGUGAUAACCCAGUGUCUAAUUGCUGUCGGGAAUUGUGGAUUUUUGUUUGAGUUGGAUGACACUAUUGACAACAUUGAUUUAUUUCUGAUCUUAUUCUCUAGCUCAUUUAAUUAUCUUACAGUGUGGAAAGUGAUCAUACUUAUGUUCAACAAAUCCAAAAUUCUGCACCUUUUAGACGUUACAGAUUUAAAUUUUUUGAAGAGCAAACAUUGUUGUAAUAACAUUAAAAUACUAUACAAACACCGUAACAAAACUCUAAAACGUACAAAAUUUUAUUUUAAUUUCUGCAUUUUGGUGAUCAUUCAAUGGGUUAUUUAUCCAAUAGUAAUAAACUCAUUCAUAGCGAACAAAAAUGACAAUCAGCGUUUAGAGAAUGUUAUAAACAGGCGAUAUCCUAUAGCCGUCGACACUUACAAUCAAUAUUAUGCCUUGUUUUACGUAAUUGAAAUGAUAAUAGCAAUAAAAUCAAUAUACUUAGUAUUGAUGAUCGAUAUACUAUUAUUAUCUAUUGGUUGGGCGAUAAAUGUUCAAUACGAAGUACUAGCUGUAGCGUUUGAGAAUAUCGGGCAUAAUGUUUUUCGAAAAGAUAAUGAUUUUGAUGUUAUAGAUGAUUAUAAACAUUUUAAAUCGAUUUUAUUCGAUCAACAACAACUUGAUUUGAAAGUAAAAUUAUAUUUUUCCAUCAUGAAGCCUAUUGUUUUAAUGCAUGUUGCUGUUAGUUCAGGCUUAAUCAUAAUGUUGUCGAACUCAUUUAUAAUGGUUUUAUUAUCAAUAGAAUCAUUUACUCACACAAUCGUAAACAUAUUUAAGAUUGGCGUUUUUGGAGUUUUCUAUGUAUGUCUACAAUUAUUUCUGUAUUGUUAUUUAUUUGACAAUAUUAACUUAAAUAGACAAUCUGUCAACUAUGGAAUAUAUUCUUGUAACUGGACUAAUAUGGAUUUAAAGUUUAAAAAGUUAUUAUUAUUAACCAUGCAGAUAAAUGAAGCUAAUGAAAUAAUGAUGAAGGCUUCGACAAAAAAAAUAGUAAACUUACAACUAUUUGCCAAUGUUCUGAUGACGUCUUACAACAUUGUAUCAGUCAUGGUGAAAACAAUUAGUAAAUGAAAAAAACACACCUUAUAA